Molecule: messenger RNA, 1195 nt
Organism: Daucus carota subsp. sativus
Lineage: Eukaryota; Viridiplantae; Streptophyta; Magnoliopsida; Apiales; Apiaceae
Product: PHD finger protein ALFIN-LIKE 7
Exons: 6
Coding region: 213-965 (250 amino acids)
Biological process (GO): regulation of DNA-templated transcription
Cellular component (GO): nucleus
Molecular function (GO): transcription cis-regulatory region binding; transcription coregulator activity; histone binding
Source: RefSeq, a predicted model, not a curated record
CAAAAAAACUUUUCCCCGCACCAUCUCCAUCACAUCCGUUUCCAGAUCAUAUUUCCGUAUAUAUACAAUAAUUACACACAGUUUAUGCCCUGUCAUUUACACAAACACACUGUAUACAUCUCUCCCAAACCCCAGCUCUGUUCUAAACCCCUUAUUUUGCACCACUUUUUAUCAAAAAUUUCCAAGAAUUUCAGGAGGAGAAAGAGAAGGAAAUGGACGCAAGGCAAACGGUUCCGAGGUCAGUUGAGGAGGUUUUCGAUGAUUUCAGAGGCCGGAGAGCUGCUUUGAUCAAAGCUCUUACAACUGAUAUGCAGAAGUUUUACCAGGAGUGUGAUCCUGAGAAGGAAAAUCUGUGUUUAUAUGGCUUGCCAACUGAGAAAUGGGAAGUCAAUCUGCCUGUUGAGGAGGUGCCUCCUGAAAUACCCGAGCCAGCAUUAGGCAUUAAUUUUGCAAGGGAUGGGAUGCAAGAGAAGGACUGGUUAUCACUUGUUGCAGUUCACAGUGAUUCGUGGUUGAUUUCUGUUGCAUUUUAUUUUGGCGCUCGUUUUUGUUUCAACAAGAAUGACAGGAAGAGGCUUUUCCAGAUGAUAAAUGAGCUACCAACUGUAUUUGAAGUUGUAACAGGCUGUGCUAAACAGUCUAAGGACUCUGCUCGCAGUAAUGGGAGUAAAAGCAAAUCUAAUGGGAACAAGUCUCGAACAUAUGAGUCUUACUCCAAAGCAAAGAUGACUCCUCCACCCAAUGAAGCGGGAGAAAGUGAUGGUGAUGAGGCUGACGAAGGACAGGGAACAAUUUGUGGUUCUUGUGGAGACAAAUAUGCGGCUGAUGAAUUCUGGAUUUGCUGUGAUGUGUGUGAGAGAUGGUUCCAUGGGAAAUGCGUAAAAAUCACCCCUGCCAAGGCUGAACAUAUCAAGCAGUACAAGUGCCCUACUUGCAGCUCAAAGAGGGCCAGAGUCCAUAUGUAAGAUACCAAAUCCGUGAGGACAUCGUAGUUAAUUAGUUAAGAACAUAAGUUGCAAAGUUGGUAGUUGAUUAAGUUAAACAAGUGGGAGCUGUUUUACUCUCAAGUUAACAAUUAGAACGUCAGCGACGAAGUUUCAGAUGUUAGUCUCUCAUGUUUUCUUAGAUUAUUUCUAGAAAAACUGCUGGCACUCUGUGAUGAUAUUAUGAAGGUUUAGUUAAUCUAUUAAUGGAA